GGAUUCAUUUAGUGGACAGACGCGUCAGUACUUCCUGUUAUUAGACGUUUUUCUCGCGUAGAAACAUGUUGCGAUAGUUUGUAAACAUCCUUGAUUCCCUUUAAAUUCAGACUUUAAAUCUUUAUUUGUAGUUUAUUUGUGUAUUGUUGUCGGUAACGUUAUGCCUCUGUCGGACCGGUCCAGCUCAGACGGCGGCGGUCCUGCUCGCAGUCCCCGGGCCCGGAGACCUCGGACCCGGAGCCGCAGCGACAGCCGAGACCGGAGCCUUUCUCCGGACAGCUUCGGGCCAAAGCUCCCCAAGCCGCGCAACCGGGAACGGGAGCGCGAAGAAAGGGAGCGUCGGUUCCGAGAGGCGAGGAACAUCAGACGGAUCCGAAUCGGAAGCCCACACCGGAGCCGCUCCCGGUCCCGAUCCCGGUCCAGAGAGCGUCACAACAACAACAGCAGCAACAACAGCUGGUCCGAGCAGCGCGACACAGCCGGGAAACACCGGGAUGAAUAUUACUACGAGCAGCAGAGAGACGACGCUCAGCGGCAGAGACAAGAGGCUUUUAUUGCCAGGCGUCUGCAAGAGCGAGAGCGGAUCGGUGAGUUGGGCUGUCCUGAAGUGUGGGGAUAUUCACCGCGAGUAAAGGAACCAGACUCUGAUGAAUUCACACCUGUUGAAAACGAGAAAAACAGCAGCUCAGAAUCCAACUCAGAAGAAGAAAAGAAGAAGAAGAAAAAGAAGAAAAAGAAAUCCAAGAAAAGAAAGAACAAAAAGCAUUCGGAAGACAGCGAGCUGGAAUCAGAUUCAGAUGAGGAAGAAGUGAAGAAGAAGAAAAAGAAAAAGAAGAGCAAAAAGUCCAAGAAGUCCAAGAAGAAGAAGGCGAAGAAGAGCCGCAAGGAGUCCAGCGAGUCCAGCAGUGAAGAGUCUGAGGAGGAGGAGGAGGAGGAGGAAGAGGAUCCCAACUCGGUGAUGUGGGUGGAGAAAACCUGCAUAGAUGAACACCUGGUGGGACCUGAAGCUCCGCUCACCCAUAUGUCCCAGGACGACCGGCCUUUGGACUUUGGUCAUGCUCUGUUGCCAGGUGAAGGUGCUGCCAUGGCGGAGUACGUGAAAGCAGGCAAACGUAUCCCGAGAAGAGGAGAGAUCGGUCUCACCAGCGAGGAGAUCGCAAACUUCGAGAAGUCCGGCUACGUGAUGAGCGGAAGCAGACAUCGUCGUAUGGAGGCCGUGCGUCUGAGAAAGGAAAACCAGAUUUACAGCGCGGAUGAGAAGAGAGCGCUGGCCUCCUUCAACCAGGAGGAGAGAAGGAAGAGAGAGAGCAAGAUCCUGUCCAGCUUCAGGGAAAUGGUGUACAGAAAAACCAAAGGCAAGGAGGAGAAGUGAACGUCACAUCCACAGUUUUCACUUAUUAUCCUGUUAGACACCUUUUAGUCUUUGUUUUGUGACCUGAGGUGUUUUAUUACGUUGAGUUUUAGAGGGAUGUGCAGCGCGCAGGGAGGGUUUUUAUAUUCUAAAUGUAAAGAAAUGUGUAAAGACGGGAGUCAGCAUCUUCUGGCACCUUAAAAGUUUUGUUUUGCUUCAUUCUUACUUAAUGGAACUAGUCUUUAAUUUCAUGGUUUAACCUCUUGUAAAUUUUCACAUGUAAUCCUAAACAGAAUAAAUAAACUUUGAUCAAGUCA
This is a messenger RNA of Thunnus maccoyii (southern bluefin tuna), 1668 nucleotides long. It is a transcript of the gene nkap, whose product is annotated as NFKB activating protein. The transcript has 8 exons. Gene Ontology annotation, cellular component: nucleus. The record is from RefSeq and is a predicted model, not a curated record. Lineage: Eukaryota; Metazoa; Chordata; Actinopteri; Scombriformes; Scombridae. Gene Ontology annotation, biological process: regulation of gene expression. Gene Ontology annotation, molecular function: chromatin binding. Bases 161 to 1372 code for a protein of 403 amino acids.